AUGCGCAUACGGAAACCCUUUGCCGCUGCCUUCAUUGGCCUCAUCUUCAUCAGCGCCGCCGCAGGCUUCUCCCCGUCCGACUACAAAAUUCCCUCAUACAAACAGUCGGACAAGGCGCUCCACUUUAUCGCCUUCUUCCUGCUUACGCUGUGCUUUUACUGGGUCCUCGAAACCAACAGGAGGAAGGUUGUGCAACUGACCUUGACCGUCUGCACGCUCGGUCUGGGUCUGGCGAGCGAGGUUGUACAGGGCUUGUUGCCUAUCCAGCGCGACUUCGACUACUAUGACAUCGUAGCCAACGUCCUCGGCUCACUGCUCGCCCUUGGCCUAUGCAACUGGUACCACAAGCGCAUGCUCGAGCGCAAACGAGCCGCACGCGGAUACACUGCCGUUGCCGGAGACGAAGAGCGAGACAUUGAAUUGGGAGAGAGUGUCCAAGGCCAGGAGUCGGGUAUAGUACGGCCUACGGUGGAAGAGGAACUCGAUCGCUGGGACGAGAAUGCCGAAGACUGGGAAACGACGGAGCCUGAACCGGCGAAUGGAAGGAAGAGUGUGGACGCCGGCGACGGAAAGAAACGAAACGACUGA
Exserohilum turcica Et28A is the source of this 588-nucleotide messenger RNA. RefSeq lists its product as uncharacterized. Lineage: Eukaryota; Fungi; Ascomycota; Dothideomycetes; Pleosporales; Pleosporaceae. The transcript has 3 exons. Bases 1 to 588 code for a protein of 195 amino acids. The record is from RefSeq and is a predicted model, not a curated record.